Dunckerocampus dactyliophorus (ringed pipefish) is the source of this 1450-nucleotide messenger RNA. It is a transcript of the gene ucn3l, whose product is annotated as urocortin 3, like. Gene Ontology annotation, biological process: digestion; adenylate cyclase-activating G protein-coupled receptor signaling pathway; hormone-mediated signaling pathway. Bases 6 to 620 code for a protein of 204 amino acids. NCBI's taxonomy places the organism in Eukaryota, Metazoa, Chordata, Actinopteri, Syngnathiformes, Syngnathidae. Gene Ontology annotation, molecular function: hormone activity; corticotropin-releasing hormone receptor 2 binding. The transcript has 2 exons. The record is from RefSeq and is a predicted model, not a curated record. Gene Ontology annotation, cellular component: extracellular region.
ACUAAAUGAAGGCUGCAGGAAAUGAAGGCGCAAAAACACGCUGCUGCUCACCCUGCCCGCACAUACACCUCUUGCUGGGGGUUUAUUUCACUUUCUUUCUUUCUUCACUCGAUAUCCUUCUACUCCAGGACUCGUGUGAGGACACACCCACACACACGAUGUUGUCGUCCCUCAAGACCCUGCUGCUGCUGUCUGUCGUGUGUUCGCCCUCCUCCGGCCUCUGCCUCCGCCUGUCCAACGGACGCUCCUCCCUCCUGUGUGACCACCAGAUGGCCAUCGGCUUCCGGGGUGACGACGACGUGACCGGCUCCUCCCCCGAGGACGGCUGGGGGCGCCUCCUGCAGCCCGCAGAGUACCUCUCUUCUUCGUCUUCCGAGUCUGAAAGUCGAGAGAAAAGGACUUACAACCCGGCAAAGUCGCGGUUCCAAAGCCGGGUGAAGCUCGGGGGCCCUCUGCCGCGCAACAGCCUUAAGGGGGCGCGCAGGAGCCGGCUGACUCUGUCCCUGGACGUGCCCACCAACAUCAUGAGCGUCCUCUUCGACGUGGCCAAAGCCCAAAACCAGCGCGCCAAGGCGGCAGAGAACGCUCGCCUACUCGCUCAGAUCGGCCGGAGGAAGUAACGCGGUGGCAACGCUUUUUUUGUUGUUCUUUAAAGGAAAUGACUGGUUGAUCGGAAGGUCAAAGGUAACAGCGCCAUUAUGCACGCCCUUCCUGUGUUCAUGAAAACUUAAUUUUAUGUUUGUCAAACUACACUUCAUUUGUGUUCAAUAAUUCAGCAUUGUACUGUAUGUACAAUGAUAUAUAGUAAAUAUAUAUGUACACAUUAUGCAGGCACUUAUAUAAGUUUAAAUCUGCGUCUUUCCCCUUGCAGGCCAACAUUAUUUCCCAGGAAAAAAAACUUAGUGGAAUAUAUUUUUAUCAUUUUAAUUCCGACUGAUUUCAUCUUCUCAUUUUGAAUUCAUUUUCAAGAUGUUCGACGGUUCUCCCGAGAGCGGUGAGGAACACUUGCAGCGGUGUCAGAUAGAGAUACGAGGAGUGUGUGCUCAUCAGAUGUGUUAUUUUUAUACUAAAAAACAAAGGAUUAUUUUUCCCCAAAUAAAGCAGAAGUCACAAACUAUGCUGCCGUCACUUUUUGUCCCAUUUUCUUGUUAUAUUUCAUUUAUAAUCCAUUAUUGCAUAACCCAACAUUCCAUUUCAAAACAUAAAAAUUUUAAAUAAAUAGGAAAGAAUCUAACAAAGUCAUUGAGUGUAUUUGUUUAUGAAGUACACAUCAAAUACAACGCAAUACUGUCCUCUUGUGGCAAUUUAGCAUAACUACAUUCAGGUGGACAAGUGCUGCCCCCUGUGGCAACCUAGUGUAACUACAGUAACAAUGUACUUCACCUCUAUACCUGUAAAGGCAAAUGUGUCAGGUAUUGCACUGCUGCCACUCAUGUCUUUAGCCCCUCCU